This is a messenger RNA of Ochotona curzoniae (black-lipped pika), 1791 nucleotides long. RefSeq names its product RAD51 associated protein 1 (gene RAD51AP1). Gene Ontology annotation, molecular function: single-stranded DNA binding; double-stranded DNA binding. The transcript has 9 exons. Lineage: Eukaryota; Metazoa; Chordata; Mammalia; Lagomorpha; Ochotonidae. The record is from RefSeq and is a predicted model, not a curated record. Bases 77 to 1096 code for a protein of 339 amino acids. Gene Ontology annotation, biological process: double-strand break repair via homologous recombination; interstrand cross-link repair.
UUGAGCGGGAACUGAAACUGCCGCGGCGGACUGGAAGAAGCGGACCGUUGCUGGUGCCCUGCCUGGGGAAGGGACCAUGGUGCGGCCCGUGAGACAGAAGAAGCCGGUCAACUACUCACAGUUUGAAGACUCGGACAGUGAUGAUGAUUUCGUCUCAGCAAAUGCACCUCUGCACAAGAAAUCCAGAACAGCCCCGAAGGAGGUUAAACCAGACAAGCCAAAGUCAAACGUGAAGAAUCUCCAGGUGGAAGACAUCCCACCCCAAGAGAAGACCCCUAAAAAAAGGAUGGCUCUGGAUGAAAAACUCUACCGGAGGGACUUGGAGGUGGCACUAGCUCUGUCCGUGAAGGAGCUUCCGCCCAGCACCGAAGAUGUGCAGAAGUCUCAGGGGAGAAACAUGCAGAAAUGCAACAGCGAUGAAACAGAAGCAAUGCUGAAGCCUCCGCGUGUCUCUAAUUGCAGUGUGACCAGCGAUUCCAUAGAUUUGGAUACGAUUACUGAGGAAGACGACGUCGGUGGGGCCGCCAGGAAACGCAAAGCAGCGUCCAGCGCUGUGCUGCAGCAGAGGAAGACUCUCGAGGAAGAGGGUGAUGGCGACAGUACAAGUGACACUGAACCAGAGUUUGCAACCAGUGAAGAUCCCACAGAUGACUCUGAUUAUGGAGAGAGUGAAGAUAAUGAUGAAAACUUCACCGUGAGAAAAAGCAAAGUUAAAGAAAUUAAAAAACGGGGAGUGAAGGCGAAAUCCCCAGGAGGAAAGAAGGAGAAAGGAAAGAAAGAGAAGAAAUCUAAAUCCAAGUGCAACGCUUCGGUGACUUCCGUCAGCUCUGCUGCAUCUGCCAUCAAAACCAGUCAGUCUCCGCCCAGGCAGCCUCACCUCCCUGCAGAGGCCGCCAGGAGGCCGCUGCAGACCCACAACGCUGCAGCCGAAAGCAAGAGGCCCAAGUGGGUGCCCCCAGCGGCGUCUGGAUGCAGCAGCGCCAGCAGCAGCCCGCUCGCAGGAGCCACGGUGAAGUCGCCAAACCAGAGUCUCCGCCUUGGCCUGUCCCGCUUGGCUCGAGUUAAACCUUUGCACCCAAGUGCCGCCAGUAGCUGAGGGAGCUGGCAAAGAAACCUGCGACGCAGAGGGUCCCAGCUCUCCCCAUGUGUAUGUACUUGAUUUGUGGUCAUCUCCGUGUUUGAGGGGACAUUGCACCAUGGCGUGUUGUGUUGUAUAAACGUUCUCUCCGUCGGUGAUUCUGUUCUCCAUAAAGCUAUUCAAGCCUCCAGGAAGAGGUUUGUUUAUGACUUACCUGCUCAUGCCACUUCCUCCUGAGGAGCACGUGCUGUCUUCUUGCACAUCAGAAGUCACUGUUGGUGUGUGGCCUCGGUGUGACAGGGAGGGAAGUCGCAUCCCGUGCUGUUCCAGUUACAUCCUGUCUGUUCCAGCCAGUGCGUGACACCUUCGCUCUGCCUGGAGCUCCCUGGCCAGGGAAGCAUCUCCAUGGCUUUCAGGAGACAUUUCUGAUAGUUUCCAAACUACUUAAGCUUCAUUAAUGGUCAGUUUUAUUGCAAAGAUGUUUUGUAUUCUACCCAAAUCACUUUGCAGUGAGUAUCUUGCAGGUCACAGUGAUUUAAGUAGUCUGUGGAUCCUAAACGGAUGGUCACUGUGUAGCGAAUAGAAUUGACAUUUUAUGAAGUCGUCUUUGUCAAAGCCUUUAAUAAAAGUGAAAGUGCUGUUUUGAUUGAUCCCUUCUCAGGUAUCUGUGAAUGUGUGCAUUUCCUGAAGUCCUUGCAGGGAAUGUGAGCCUG